AUGUCUCCUGAGCCCUUUGGUUCCUUUGGUUGGAUCUGCCGCCACACCACACUGCCGCAGUGCAACCUCUUGUUCACUCAAAAGUGGAACAACGGCAGCGACGUGACGGCCCUCUUCCCAUCAACCUCGGACUUCUUUGCUCGCUACAAUGUGACGAGCACAAGCCUCUUUGACGACACCAACGUCCAGCUCGCCCGUCUGCAGGCUGGCAAUGGUUUUGGCGCCAUGUGCGAGAUCCCACACGUCGGCCAGCGCGGAAGUGUCGGUGAUGUCGUCCUCGUCGUCAUGUCCUUCCUCUCGAUCCUCCUCUGUGCCGGCCUCGUCUACUACUCGCGCCACCGCAAGGCCGCCGUCGGCCGGUUGGAAAUGGCCAUCUUCCUCGGAGGCUUUGCGCUCUUCUCUGCUCUCCAGGCCGUGACCAUGAGCUCCAUGCUCGAACAGGGCGGACAGGCGCUCACGAUCCUGUCUGCUAUCGAAUGCGGCAUGAUUGCGGGUCUCGGAUGGCUCCUCUUGGGUAACGCGCUGGUCGCGACCCAGCUAGUCGAAGACGCCACCAUCUCGUCACUCCUGCCUACCAUUGGUCUCGCGGUCAUCACCUUUGCCGGAACACUGUACAUCUCCCUGGCCACAGGCUUUGGGUAUGAGUCGGUGUUUGACGUGCACGACGCGACCACCCUCAAGAGCACCCCGCUGUUUGUCCUCACGCUCAUCUGGCCCGCCGCCGCCGUCGUCUUCUACAUCAUCGCCAUGGUUUGGGUCAUCUUUGACCUCGACGAGCUGAACCCUGCCAUCUGCCUCGGCGCCGCGACGGCCAUCUUUGCCGCUGGCCAGGUCGUCUUCUUCCUCGCCAACGAGCCCCUGUGCAAGGCCGCAAGCGGCAAGGUCAACGCCACGUUUAUUACCGCUAUCACUAACAACGCCGCCAUUGUCAUCAUCUUCUUCAUGUGGAACCUCAUCACAGAAGGCGAAUGGUUUGACGACUUUUAUUAA
Molecule: messenger RNA, 990 nt
Organism: Apiotrichum porosum
Lineage: Eukaryota; Fungi; Basidiomycota; Tremellomycetes; Trichosporonales; Trichosporonaceae
Exons: 8
Coding region: 1-990 (329 amino acids)
Biological process (GO): protein folding
Cellular component (GO): endoplasmic reticulum membrane
Source: RefSeq, a predicted model, not a curated record